Molecule: messenger RNA, 2307 nt
Organism: Sphaerodactylus townsendi
Lineage: Eukaryota; Metazoa; Chordata; Lepidosauria; Squamata; Sphaerodactylidae
Gene: RNF112
Product: ring finger protein 112
Exons: 14
Coding region: 239-2149 (636 amino acids)
Biological process (GO): protein homooligomerization; endoplasmic reticulum organization
Molecular function (GO): GTPase activity; GTP binding
Source: RefSeq, a predicted model, not a curated record
CUCUGCCCAUUGCAUCCUGCGCCACCGCCCAGUGCCGGCCAAUCGGCGCUGCCUCCGGCCCGGCUUCUCCAAAAAGCAAUGCAAAAAGCAGGAAGCUGCGCCCAGAGUCGCUGCAAGAUGUUUUUGCUUUCGUUUCUUGGCUCUGCGUCCUGGGUCACUGAAGAACCUGCAGAUCCCGAUCGGGGACAGGAGGACGGAAAAUUAUCUCAGAGGUAGUUGGCGCCCUGUUAGCUGCAGCAUGGGAAACACAAACACUAAACUGCCACCUUCACCCCAGCUCCCCACAAAGAAGCCCCUGGGAGGCUUGAUCCGUGACCUGCAAGAGGACAUUGUGUGCUCCAUCUGCCUGGAAACCUUUAACAACCCGGUCUCCAUUGACUGCGGGCACAAUUUCUGCAGAGACUGCAUCUCGGUCCACUGGAGUCAACCAUCCCUUGGGUAUCGUUGCCCCGAGUGCCGCCAUUUCUGCAGCCGAGAGAGGAUGAAGACAGACACGCGGCUGAAAAUCCUGGUGGAAAAAAUCAGUCAGAUGCCUGUCCUAGAGAUGGAAAGCGAGCUGGAGGUCCCGGCAGCUUCUUUCCAGUCAACAGAGCAAGCUGUGCAGCUGGUGGGCCUGGAUGAUGAAGGGAAUCUGUUCCUGAAUGAGGAGGCCCUGAGCAGUUGCUUUGAGCAAGGGGAGGUGAAAGACGCUCCCGUCUGCCUGAUCGCCAUCUUUGGGGAGCAACGGCGUGGCAAAUCCUUCCUGCAGAAUUUCCUCUUGCGGAGGCUUCAAAACAUGGGAGCAGAGGAAGCAUCAUGGAUGGGUCAGGAAGAUGAACCACUGACAGGAUUUGAGUGGCGACCUGGGACAGACAGCACCACCAAAGGGGUGUGGUUGUGGAGACAGCCAUUUUGGAUCACCAGUGAACAGGGGAAGGUAGCUUUGUUCUUGAUAGACAGUGAGGGGUCUUUGGAUCUGGUGAGAAGCACGGACGUUAGCACCAAGCUCUCUGCCUUCUCCAUGCUGCUCAGCUCCUACCAGAUAUUCAAUGUGUUCACCAUGAUGAAGGACACAGAUUUGGAAUACUUGGACAUGUUUGUGUAUGUAGCUGAGAUGGUGGGACAGGCCUGCGGCCUAAAACCCUUCCAGCAACUUGAUAUCUUAGUCCGUGAUUGGUAUUUUCCACCUAAUUUUGGAUUCCAGGCAGGUCAGGCAUACCUCCAGGAAGUCAUACAGAAACUGGAGUCUAAUACUUGCAGGCACCCCCAAGCGCUGGAGACCCUCAAAAGCAGCGACACCCACUGUUACUUAAUGCCCUUUCCUGGCAAGAAGCUGGUGACUGGAACUGAGGGUACCUUGGCAGACAUGGAUAAAGAUUUUCGGGAAUGUUUGGAGGAUUAUGUAAGUCACUUAGCCCGAUCAGCUGGUACCUAUUUAAAGAGAGACCAGACGGGGUCAGCUCUUACUGGAGCCCAACUUGCAUCGAAGAUAAAGUGUUUCUCGCCUAUCAUAAAACAGCAACAACUUGGUUUUGCUCCGGCUGUGCAGAUGGUCGUUGCCUCAGCCAACCUGAAGACCAAAGACUCCCUGCAGAGAGAAUUUGCAGAAUUCAUCAAGCAGCAGGAUCAGCUCUCACGCCAGCUGUUUGCGGGCCUAAAAAUCUUGCCCAGCACCAUGGCACAGCGUCUCAGGGAAAAGGAACAAGAGCUGGUCAAACAGUGUGAGGCAACACUACGGGGAGACGAACAAGAACAGACAGAAACCAAAAUUUUGUUGGAGUCCUUCCUGCAGAGAGAGACUAAGGAUUUCCUGGAACGUUACGGCCGUCGUUACAGAAACCAUGCCCUCACGGCUGGAGUUGCUUUUGGAGUGGGUGCCGUAGGGCUGGCAGGCGGGGUCAUUGGAGCCGGUGUGGCAGGCGCCAUCUUGGCUGCAGAAGCCCUUGUGCUGACCACUGGACCGGCUGCCACAGUGGCCAUUGGGGCCUUGGCGGGAACAGGAACCUUUGCAGUGGUUGGAGGCGGAGUAGGGGCAGGCGUAGGGAGAAGCAUAGGGGAGCGUAGGGCACAGGAGGCCCAAAGCUUGUCUGAAAGUAACGUGGAGGUUGAAGAGGGGGAAGAGGAUAUGUCAGACCAGAGGUGUCUCAUUGGUCAGCAGAACUCACUGUAGGAUUGGCAACAAAGCUGGCCUGAGGCCUACCCUUUUUUUCUGCAGCCAGGGGGUAGAUUAUACUACAGGCUGCACCUGCUUUCUGUUGUCACAGAAAUAUUUCCUAGGGAUAAGGGAGAUGAUUUUUUUUUACAUUUGAUCCUCUAUCCCAGUGGUGG